AUUCUUAUUGGAAAAAUAUUUAAACAUGGCUAACAACUCAUUAUUCUUAAAAUCAGGUUUCAUCAAAGUUCCAUUGCAAAAUGGAGUUGGUCGCUUUAUUGGACAACUUCAACGUGUUACUAUUAAGUUCUGUAAGAGUCAUGGCAAUUCCAGAGGUGUGAGAGAAUUCAUUGAGAAUGAUUUGGUUGAUUUUGCAAAACAAAAUCCCGGUGUCGUUGUUUAUGUGAAGCCAAGACGGCAUCGUGGUCCUAGUAUUGUUGGUGAAUAUUUGAAUGGUGAGCGAAAUUGGAAGCCAGCAGGUAAUCUAUCGAGAGAAGAAAUAUUCAAAUGGAUCAACUUAAUGACUGUUCAAAAUGGAGAAACCGAAGCGUUUAGAUAUAGAAAGCACAUUCGAACAAAAAUGCCAUCGAUUCAAGGUGUGUGGACACCAUUCACCCACAGAAACUUACCUAAUAACCUCAUCACUUAUCCCAACGAAGAACUCGGCGAAGUUCUUCACAAAGAGCAGACAGCUACUGAAAGACUUUUGGAAAUUGCUAUGCAACAAAACUUAGAAUCAGAUACUUCAAAAGAACAACAGAAAGAUUGAUAAGUUUUGUAAUUUAGAAUAUUCUCAGAUUAAAUAUAGUUGAACUUUAAAAAAUAUC
This is a messenger RNA of Clunio marinus, 647 nucleotides long. The record is from the annotation of a GenBank genome assembly. NCBI's taxonomy places the organism in Eukaryota, Metazoa, Arthropoda, Insecta, Diptera, Chironomidae.